CAGGUAUACAUAUGAGCCUGUCCUGCAUUGGCACCGCGCAUUCCGUCGUUCCGCAAACCACAACUUUCAACUUUUAACCGCCUUCUUUGCUGAUGGCAACAGAAACUCAGACUCAGCCCAAGCUGCCCGAAUUCACCGCCCUUUCCCGUGUCGCUUCCAUCCCCCUCGUGGCGUCUUCUCUUGACCAGUUACAUUCGGCACUGUUGUCCAAUGUCUUCACUCGUUCUCCUUAUCACGCAGCCCAAGCCAUCUCCAACACAGCGUUCAAUUACUCUCAACACCUACAACUACGCUUGGCACCCUUGAUAGUCCGUGCCGACGGCUAUGCUAACAAGGGGCUAGAUAUCGUAGAAUCGAAGUACCCUUACCCAUUCAAAGCCAAACCAGAAGAGGUGGUGUCCUAUGUACGAGAAAGACGUCAGAGCGUCAUAUCGACCGCCAACAAGCGGUUCGACGAGAACGUCAAGUCUCCUGCACUAGGCGUCGCGGAAGGAAUCGAUAAGCGCUUCGCACCUCUCGUCGAUUAUUUCGAAAUUGCUGUUAACAAAGUCGGCAAGGAUUCAGUGGCAUCGUCGCCAACGUCUCCGCCUGCAGUAUGCCAGUACCAGUACCAGCGCGCUCUAAACCUAUCCAAACAUUUGAAAGAUAACUUGUAUGUCUACUCCUCUGAGCAUCUCAAACAGCUACAGCAGCAGAGCAUCUUGGUACAGAAGGCGAUGACAACUGCAAACUCGAUCCAGGAUCUUGCAUCGACGUCAUUGAGCCAGGCGCAAACCCAUAUCCAUACCCUCUCGGACAGUUUGCUGUUCGAGCUACAAAAGCUUCAGCAAACUACCGCUGCUCUCCCGCAAACGAUUCAGUCGACGUACCCUGACAUAUCCAAGUCUGUCAAGGAUCUUCGUGACAUUGUCACCAUGCCCGAUCUACCAGUCUCGGAGAAGGUGAACCGCGUGGGUCACGAAGUCAAGGAACGCGUGAGCCCACUACUGGAGAAGCUGUCUCAAAGAAUCAGCGAGUUCGUCAACGUCCUCAGUACUAAGAAGGAUGAGGCCAAGGAGGCCAACGGAGAUGGCACCGUUGGUUCUGAUUCAUGAAAAGUUUCCCUCACCUUCCGGUUUUGUCUUUUUACCUCGCGUACGUCAUGCUGCCCUUGUACUUUUGACGAUUUUAGAUUUCAUAGAUGAGUCAGCGUCUGUACUCGUCCUAUGUUUUACCACCUU
Pisolithus orientalis is the source of this 1220-nucleotide messenger RNA. RefSeq lists its product as uncharacterized. The record is from RefSeq and is a predicted model, not a curated record. Lineage: Eukaryota; Fungi; Basidiomycota; Agaricomycetes; Boletales; Pisolithaceae. The transcript has 3 exons. Bases 93 to 1094 code for a protein of 333 amino acids.